Triticum turgidum subsp. durum (durum wheat) is the source of this 3210-nucleotide messenger RNA. NCBI's taxonomy places the organism in Eukaryota, Viridiplantae, Streptophyta, Magnoliopsida, Poales, Poaceae. The record is from the annotation of a GenBank genome assembly.
AUGGCGCACCGGCGCGCCCGGUUCUUGGUGGUGGUGCUCUUGGUGGCCGCGCUGGCGCUCCGACCGGCCGCGGCGCUGUCCCCGGACGGCAAGGCGCUGCUGUCGCUGCUCCCGACGGCGCCGUCGCCGGUGCUGCCGUCCUGGGACCCGUCGGCCGCGACCCCGUGCUCGUGGCAGGGGGUCACGUGCUCGCCGCAGAGCCGGGUGGUGUCGCUCUCUCUCCCCAACACCUUCCUCAACCUCUCCACCCUCCCGCCGCCGCUCGCCUCGCUCUCCUCGCUCCAGCUGCUCAACCUCUCCACCUGCAACAUCUCAGGGACCAUCCCGCCGUCCUACGCGUCCCUCGCGGCCCUCCGCGUGCUGGACCUCUCGUCGAACGCGCUCUACGGCGCCAUCCCCGGCGAGCUCGGCGCGCUCUCGGGGCUCCAGUACCUGUUUCUCAACUCCAACCGCUUCACCGGCGCCAUCCCGCGCUCCCUCGCAAAUCUCUCCGCGCUCGAGGUGCUCUGCAUCCAGGACAACCUCUUCAACGGCACCAUCCCGGCGUCCCUGGGCGCGCUCACCGCGCUCCAGCAGCUCCGCGUCGGGGGCAACCCGGGGCUAUCGGGACCCAUCCCGCCCUCCCUCGGCGCGCUCUCCAACCUAACCGUCUUCGGCGGCGCUGCCACCGGGCUAUCUGGACCCAUCCCGGAGGAGCUCGGCAACCUCGUCAACCUCCAGACGCUGGCAUUGUACGACACCGGCUUGUCCGGCCCCGUGCCGGCGGCGCUCGGCGGGUGCGUCGAGCUGCGCAACCUCUACCUCCACAUGAACAAGCUCUCCGGACCGAUACCGCCCGAGCUCGGGAGGCUACAGAAGAUCACCAGCCUGCUGCUCUGGGGCAAUGCCCUCUCCGGGAAGAUCCCGCCGGAGCUCUCCAACUGCUCGGCAUUGGUGGUGCUGGACCUGUCGGGCAACCGUCUCUCGGGCCAGGUGCCCGGGGCGCUCGGGCGUCUCGGCGCGCUCGAGCAGCUGCACCUAUCGGACAACCAGCUGACGGGGCGCAUACCGGCGGUGCUGAGCAACUGCAGCAGCCUCACCGCCCUGCAGCUCGAUAAGAACGGCCUCUCCGGGGAGAUACCGGCGCAGCUCGGGGAGCUCAAGGCGCUGCAGGUGUUGUUCCUCUGGGGCAAUGCGCUGUCCGGCUCGAUACCGCCGUCGCUGGGCGACUGCACCGAGCUGUACGCGCUGGACCUGUCCAAGAACCGGCUCACCGGCGGCAUCCCCGACGAGGUCUUCGGACUCCAGAAGCUCAGCAAGCUGCUCCUGCUCGGCAACGCGCUGUCGGGGCCGCUUCCUCCAAGCGUGGCUGACUGCGUGUCGCUGGUCCGGCUCCGGCUCGGCGAGAACCUGCUCGCCGGCGAGAUACCCAGGGAGAUUGGCAAGCUGCAGAACCUGGUGUUCCUGGACCUGUACUCGAACAGGUUCACCGGACACCUCCCCGCCGAGCUCGCCAACAUCACGGUGCUGGAGCUGCUCGACGUGCACAACAACAGCUUCACGGGGCCCAUCCCUCCGCAGUUCGGGGCGCUCAUGAACCUGGAGCAGCUUGACCUCAGCAUGAACAACCUCACGGGCGAGAUGCCGGCGAGCUUCGGCAACUUCAGCUACCUCAACAAGCUCAUCCUCAGCAGGAACCUGCUCACCGGGCCAUUGCCCAAGUCGAUUCAGAACCUGCAGAAGCUGACCAUGCUGGACCUGAGCAACAACAGCUUCUCCGGCCCGAUACCGCCGGAGAUCGGCGCACUGUCAAGCCUGAGCAUCAGCCUGGACCUGAGCGGGAACAGGUUCGUCGGCGAGCUGCCGGAGGAGAUGUCCGGCUUGACGCAGUUGCAGUCGCUUGACCUGUCGAGCAAUGGCCUGUACGGCAGCAUCUCGGUGCUCGGGGCGCUCACCAGCCUGACGUCCCUCAACAUCUCGUUCAACAACUUCUCCGGCGCCAUCCCCGUGACGCCAUUCUUCAAGACGCUGUCGUCAAACUCCUACACCGGCAAUCCCAGCCUGUGUGAGUCCUAUGACGGGCACAUUUGUGCGUCAGACAUGGUCCGUCGGACCACACUGAAGACCGUCAGGACUGUGAUCCUUGUCUGCGCCGUUUUAGGCUCGAUCACUCUGCUGCUUGUCGUGGUCUGGAUCCUGUUCAACAGAAGCAGGAGGCUCGAGGGCGAGAAGGCGACCAGCCUGUCGGCCGCCGGCGGCAACGACUUCUCGUACCCGUGGACGUUUACGCCAUUCCAGAAGCUCAACUUCUGCGUGGACAGCAUCUUGGAGUGCCUCAAGGAUGAGAAUGUGAUCGGCAAAGGUUGCUCCGGAGUCGUGUACAGAGCUGAGAUGCCCAACGGCGACAUCAUCGCGGUGAAGAAGCUCUGGAAGACGACCAAGGAGGAGCCGAUCGACGCGUUCGCCGCCGAGAUUCAGAUAUUGGGUCACAUCAGGCACCGGAACAUUGUUAAGCUGCUUGGUUACUGCUCGAACAAGUCUGUCAAGCUCUUGCUCUACAACUACGUCCCCAAUGGUAACCUGCAGGAGCUCCUCAGUGAGAACAGGAGCCUGGACUGGGACACACGGUACAAGAUCGCGGUCGGGGCGGCGCAGGGGCUGUCCUAUCUGCACCAUGACUGCGUCCCGGCGAUACUCCACCGGGAUGUCAAGUGCAACAACAUACUGCUCGACUCCAAGUAUGAGGCCUACCUGGCUGACUUUGGGCUGGCCAAGCUAAUGAACUCGCCCAACUAUCAUCAUGCCAUGUCGCGCAUCGCCGGUUCUUACGGAUACAUUGCUCCAGAGUACGGCUACACCGCGAACAUCACCGAGAAGAGCGACGUGUACAGCUACGGCGUGGUGCUCCUGGAGAUCCUGAGCGGGCGCAGCGCCAUCGAGCCGAUGGUCAGCGACAGCCUCCACAUCGUGGAGUGGGCCAAGAAGAAGAUGGGGAGCUACGAGCCGGCGGUGAACAUCCUGGACCCCAAGCUGCGUGGCAUGCCGGACCAGCUGGUCCAGGAGAUGCUGCAGACACUGGGCAUCGCCAUCUUCUGCGUGAACCCGGCGCCGGCGGAGCGGCCGACCAUGAAGGAGGUGGUGGCCUUCCUCAAGGAGGUGAAGAGCCCGCCGGAGGAGUGGGCCAAGACGUCGCAGCAGCCGCUCAUCAAGCCGAGCAGCCAGGAAGCCUGA